AUGGAAAGAAACUUUAAAAGAUUUAAUGUUAGAAGAGAGAAAAUAACAAAAAGAUAUGAGAAUGAAAGAGGAAUGCCAUUUAGUAAAGAACAAAUGACAUAUCUAACUAAUGAUAAAUGUAGUUUAUUAUCAAUGAAAGAUACUCAAAUAGAAAUGGCAGGAGGGAUUAAUAAAGUACAAGCUAAAGAAGAAGAUUUAUAUGAAAUGAAUGGUGGAACAACAAUAGCAAUUAUUGUUGAUAACAAACUAAUAAUAGCAGCAGAUACAAGACACUCAGGUGAUUACAACAUUAAUUCAAGAUAUUCUUCAAAGAUUCAUAAAAUUAAAGAUUUUUAUUUCACGUGUGUUGGAUUUCAAGCAGAUGGAGAAGAAGUUUAUAAAAAAUUACUUUACAAUGUUAAGAAACAUGAACAGUAUGGUGAGAUAAAUAUUAAAUCAACAGCUAAAUUAUUGUCAAACAUUCUUUACUCACGUAGAUUCUUUCCUUAUUAUUCAUAUUGUGUAUUGGCUGGUUAUUUGAUUAAUGAUAAAGGAGAAAAAGAAGCUAAAAUAUACUCUUAUGAUGUGGUUGGUUCUUAUGGAAGUAGUAUGUGUCAGGUAGAAGGUAGUGGUGCACCAAUGAUUCAACCUUUAUUAGAUUCAUGGAUUGAUGGUAAAAACUUCUAUAACUUUUCUUCUAUCAGUUUUGAAAAUGCUAUUAAAUUGAUUAAAGCUGCUUUUAAUUCCGCUGCUGAAACUGACGUUAAAACUGGUGAUUAUUUAGAGUUAAUUAUUGAUGAUGGUUUAGAACAAACAAAAGAAUUACAUGAACUAAGAAAAGAUUAA
Hepatospora eriocheir is the source of this 825-nucleotide messenger RNA. NCBI's taxonomy places the organism in Eukaryota, Fungi, Microsporidia, Hepatosporidae. The record is from the annotation of a GenBank genome assembly.